AUGUAUCACCCAUCAAUGUGGCAUCCUAUUCAACCACUUGAUAUGGCUGCAGCAUUUCGUUCAAUACGACAAACACCAUCAUCACCAAAUUCAACAACAACAACGACAACAACAACUACAAGUCCAGAUAAAAAUUCUUUAUCAGCUGCUGUUGCUGCUUUUAAUGCAGCCAAUGGUGCAUUUUCAGUUAAUACACUUCUUAAUCAAACAUCAUCUGAUCAUUUACGUUUUCCUUCAACUCAUCCAUCUUUAACGGCUGCAGCUGCAGUUCAUCAACAUCAUCUAUUUUCAACUCUUUUUCAUCAUUAUCCUUAUGCAGCUGCAUUUCGUCCUUUAUUAAAUAAUCCAACAACAGGUUUAUUAACAUCAUCAGCAAAUUCAAAUUCAUCAUUAUCAUCAUCAUCAACUGAAUCAUCAGAAUCAUCAGCAUUUUUACCAACAGGAAAACGUUUUAAAACUAAUACACAUGAUGAAAAUCAUUGUGAUAUAUCACCAUCAGAAAAAAGCAGUGAUGAAAGUUUUGGUAAAUAUUCAGAGAGUCGAUGUCGAUCAUCAACAUAUGAUUUACAAAAUCCACAAUGUCCGAUUUGUCAAAUAUCAUUAAAUGGACAAGAUAUGAUAAUACAUAUUCAACAUGAACUUGAUACUAUUGAACGUACAAGACAACAACAUAAAUAUUCAACACGACGUACAUCACAUUUAACCAAUAGUAAUAAUAGCAAAAUUCUACAAGAAAAUACAAUUAAUAAUAUCGAUCAAACAUUUAAGACACGUUAUGAGACAUAUAUACGAGUACGAACAAGUCGACAACAACGUUUAAAUGCUAAAUUACAAUUACAUAAUCGACGAGUAAAUCGUAAUGAUACACGAAAUUGUCCAAUAUGUUAUCAAAUAAUUCCAAUCAAUACAGAUGAAGAAUAUUUUUGUACACAUGUUCAACAAUGUUCAAGAAAAAGAGAACAAUUAGCAGCUAAUGCAGCUCUAGCUGCAAUAGCCAAUCAACAUCGAGUACCACCACCACCACCUCCACCAUUAGUAUUACAAACAAGAGAAUCAACACAAGAUGAUCCAGAUGUUAAUGUUGUUGAUAUGGAUGAUGGAAUUGAACAUGAAGAUAAUAAUAGCAAUCGACAAAGUACUAAUGAAACAACUAGUACAGCAGAUCAUAGUGAUGAUCGAUGUCAAGAAUCGUUUAACAGUGAUCAAAGAUUUUCUCCUUCAACACAAAAAAGUGAUAUACUAUAUUCAUCAAAUGUAACUGAACUUGAUCCUCCUAAAUGUGUUGUUUGUAUGGAAUCGUGUGUAAAACCGUGUGUAUCACUUAUUUGUUGGCAUAUUAAUUGUGAAGAAUGUUGGUUGAAAUAUCUUAAUGAAAAAAAUAUUUGUCCACAAUGUCAUUUAAAAACAACAUCGAAAAAUCUUCGACGAAUUUUUUUUAAUGAAAUAACUAAAUAA
Molecule: messenger RNA, 1455 nt
Organism: Rotaria sp. Silwood2
Lineage: Eukaryota; Metazoa; Rotifera; Eurotatoria; Philodinida; Philodinidae
Source: the annotation of a GenBank genome assembly